AUUUUACUCUUCCUUUUCUCUUCUUAACAUACCUCCCACCCUUUUCUGCCUUUUCCCCAGAAAAGUCCAUAUUUGACACGCCUUCGCUCUAACACAUACCUUGGGUAUCUGUAAAUUAUUCGCAAACGCUUCCCUUUCCUCUGGGACAUGCCUGAUAGCCCUACUGAGUACGACCACUUGAAUCAAAAGUCAACUUUAACUCCACAAACAUCUCCAGGUGUCAUAUCGACCAAUCCAAAUAGCUACUUUGAUCAAUUUUAUAUCUCUUCGAACGAAGGACCUUUUAUUCACACACCAAGUCAAGAACUGAUGCCAGUACACACAGCAGGAUAUCAGAGUGCAGCUAUUCCACAAAGCGCAUACUCCUUCUCAAUGCCCACGAAUGCUACUGCAACAGUAGCCGGCUUUGAUUUACAGGACGUUAUACAUCAGUUCAGAACACAGCCCGAGCUAUUACAGUUGAUUCUUAACAGUAAAGUCGAGGAAGACAGACGAAGAGCGGAAGAAGCUAAGCUACGAGGCAAGGAAAUUGAUUUCUACCUUCAACGCAAGCAGCAAGAAUCCACCGUUUUUGAAAAACAGUCGCCAAAGACCGGUGAAGUACUUGCGCCAAUACACAUCAAUCGCCGCGAUGUCCCAGACGAACCAUCGCAAACAACCAGCUAUCAUAGCGAUUCUUACUCGAAAAGUCACCGAACGCUUGCCAUGAGUACUUCACGAUCUCAAGGAUUCAUAUCUGGUGUUCUGGCUCAGCCAUCUAGCCCACGACGACACAGUGCCUUUGAAGCGCUUCAAUCAACAAGUCCAGACAGGCGCAUGGGAACCAUGAAUGCGUCGGAGGAAGAUCAUUACGUUCGACACAGGUCAUCCCAUGAGAACAGUCCACGACAAUCCUCCAACAGCCCACGCUCACCAGACUUGGAUUUUAUUAUGGAUGAUGAUACCAACAUGUCGAAUGGACAUGGUCAUAUGGAAAAGAAGCGACGAAAGAGACGGGAAAUGCAGGCAGUAACCACUAUCGUCGAAACUCGAGAUCCAUAUAAUGAUGAGUACAUGUGGAAGAAUAACGGGAAUACACUUCACAAAAAAACUGGACAAAAAAGCACGUAUUACAAGUGUUCUAAUAGUAACAAGGGCUGUCCAGUGAACAAAACCGUCACUUUACGAGAAAACGAUACUUACCUCAUCAAAUACCGUGGUGAACAUCUACCAGAAUGCAAUCGAGUGAAGCGGAUUGUCGACAUAUAAGAAACCUUGUAUUCCCUGUA
Molecule: messenger RNA, 1268 nt
Organism: Umbelopsis ramanniana AG
Lineage: Eukaryota; Fungi; Mucoromycota; Umbelopsidomycetes; Umbelopsidales; Umbelopsidaceae
Exons: 3
Coding region: 148-1248 (366 amino acids)
Biological process (GO): regulation of DNA-templated transcription
Molecular function (GO): DNA-binding transcription factor activity; sequence-specific DNA binding
Source: RefSeq, a predicted model, not a curated record